UAUCCUCCAGAACAAGCUCAAGGUAGGUAACGCUCAAUCCCGUUCGCUCGUGCACCUCCGCAUACUAGCCCACCCCGUCCCUCUCACAGGAACGUAAAUACUUCGAUUCGGGCGACUACGCACUCUCGAAAGCCGGCAAGGCCAGCGACGUCGGCGUAACCAACAUCGGCAGCCAGCACCCGCUGCCCGAGAACAUCCCGCACAUCCACAGCACGCCGACGCCCGGCAGCAAGGCGGGCGAGGUCGGCUCGCCCAUCAAGGAGCACACGCACCUGCACUCGUCGCCGAUGGCGAGCGAGGAGCCCGUUACCGCCGAGGAGCUGGAGCGUGAGCAGCAGCAGGAGGAGGAGCUGGCCGCCGAGAAGAAGGUCGAGGUCGAUGAGAAGGAGAAGGCUAAGACUGAGGCGUGAGCUUAUCGGGGCUGGAUGGGAUGGGAUGGGGCGGGAUGGGAUCGGUUGGGAUCGCUGGGAUGAAAUGACAUGGCAUGGUGUGGCGCGCGGAAAGGAGGUUUCUUUUUACUCUUCUUCGUUGACCAGACCGAUCAGAUGAGAUGGGCCGUAUUUUCACGCACAUGCUCUAAACGAAACGCAUCCACAUCUACAUCUACAUCCACAUCCCCCAUCUCCCCCUUCCCCCAUUCCCCCCCUCCUUCCCCUUCACCUCCUCCUCAUUUUCCCCCGCAUACACACGCAUGCACACACGCAGAUAUACAACAUACUCGGUCAUUACAGUAGUUUACGCGAGCAAGGCAAGCAAGCGCGUUUUCGUCGUUGUUUCUGGCGUUGAGGGGUUUAGUUUUUAGUUUUCAGUUUCGAUUCGAUGUGGGGAGGAGGGAGCUGCUGGCGACAAUGUGCCGACUCUGUUACCUAUGUUUCUUCUUCUUCUUCUUCUUCUUC
Molecule: messenger RNA, 896 nt
Organism: Tricharina praecox
Lineage: Eukaryota; Fungi; Ascomycota; Pezizomycetes; Pezizales; Pyronemataceae
Exons: 1
Coding region: 480-734 (84 amino acids)
Source: RefSeq, a predicted model, not a curated record